GAUGCAGGUCCUUGACUUUGAGCCGACGACGGUCACGCUCUUCUGGGCCGACGCCCACGCCUCGGCGUACGAGGUCGAGUGGAAGCACGCGGACGCUGCGGUGUACAACCCGCUGACCUUGAAGAGCACGGUCAUGAAGAAGAAGAACAUGGAGGGCGGUCAGAGCUAUCACUUCCGCGUCAAGGCCGUUGGCGACGGCGCCUUCUCCGAGCCAUUGGUAUGGGCGCACCCGGCCAUUGACGGCGCCCAGCCGCCCGCACCCACGGUCGCCCUCGAGAUCAUGCCCACGGACGUUCAACUCGCGAGCGCCACGAUCCAAUGGCCUGCCAUCGCCGCUAGCCCCAAGUACGAGGUGCAGUACGUCCUCAUGGACGGCGCGUCCGAGUGGACGACGGCGACGAGCACGGUCGCGUCGACGGCGAUCAAGAAGAAGAACCUCGCUAACCCGGGCCGCCCGUAUGCGUUCCGAUACCGCGCCUACGGUCUCGACAGCUGGGGCGUUUGGAGCCGAGCGGCUGGGCCCAUCAUGCCGCCGACGCCGGCGCUGGCGCUCGCCAAGGCGCUUGCACCGUCGCUCCUCUCGACGACCGGUGAUCGUGUGCCGUCCGCGACCUUGGGCGGCAAGGUCAUCGGUCUCUACUUUAGCGCGCAUUGGUGCGGCCCGUGCCGGCAGUUCACCCCGAUGCUCGCGCAGUUUUACCAGUCGAUGAAGCGCCUCGGGCGGCCGUUCGAAGUCGUGUUCGUCUCGGCCGACCACGACGCCAAGCAGUUCACGAGCUACUUCCGCGACAUGCCGUGGCUUGCGGUGCCAUACGAGAGUGCGGAGCGCGAAGAGCUGCAAGAGACGCACCAGAUUCAGGGCAUCCCGACCUUCAAGAUCCUCAACAGCGCCGGCCAAGUCGUCGACAACGACGCCCGACAGCGCCCAAUGAACGAGCAAACGUUUGAUGCGUGGUAUGCCCAGUGCUACCGCCACUAAGCUUGGAAUCGGACAUGUCCUCGUUCCGUACCCUAAAUCGGUUUCAUCUUCCA
This is a messenger RNA of Saprolegnia diclina VS20, 1032 nucleotides long. RefSeq lists its product as hypothetical. The record is from RefSeq and is a predicted model, not a curated record. Lineage: Eukaryota; Oomycota; Saprolegniomycetes; Saprolegniales; Saprolegniaceae. The annotation marks the transcript as partial. The transcript has a single exon. Gene Ontology annotation, molecular function: protein binding.